AUGCUGCCACUAUGGCCACUCCCUCUAUUCUCACCUUUGACGCUGAGGGCCGCCCGAUUAAGCACUGCUCCCGCACCUCCCGCUACUGCUGACAGUACUGCUCGCUCCCAGUGGCAGACCCGUGAUGCUCACGCCCGCCUAGCCGUUCGCAGCCACCUGCCGUUAGAUGAGCUCGGGCACUUCGGCCAGCAUAAGACCGCUAAGGAGCUGUACAACGCAGUAGUCGCGCGCUACUCCUCCCCUGCCACUGCUGCUAUAGGCCGUCUCUCACUGCCCUACCUCUUCCCCGACCUGUCCGCCUUUGCCACUGUAGCUGACCUCAUCACCCACCUCCGUAUCAAUGACCUCCGCUACCGUGCCGCGCUCCCCCCAGAUUUCCUCGCCAAGAACCCCCCCCCCCCCCCCCCGAUGUACCUCACACUGUACCACCUUGUCACCCGCCUCCCUGACUCCCUUCACACAGUCAGGGACCAGUUUCUCGCCCUCUCCCCCACUGACCUCACUGUCGACCUCCUCGAGAAGGAACUCCUUGCAGCUGAGAAGAUCAUUGUAGCUGUAGGUGCCUCUCGUGGUGACCCCCGCACCCCCUUCUUUGAGGGGUGGUCCCCCUCCCCCCUCCUCCCCUCCAUUGCAUCUGCUGCUACUGUCGACUACCUCGGAGCUGAGGGGGUCGGGGUCGCGUCUGCUCCUAGUGGGAGGCACAAGGGCGGCUGGGGCAAGGGGGGCAGGGGUGGUGGAGGUGGAGGCGGGGGCGGCGGCGGUGGAGGGGGUGGGGGAGGCGGGGGUGGUGGCGGAGGUGGGAGUGGCGCGGGUGGUGGGGGGAUCAGUGGCGGCACAGGGGGCAGUGGCGGCGGAGGUGGUGGGGGUGGUGGGGGCGGUGGUGGCAGUGGUGGCGGCGGUGGAGCGGGUGGCGGGCGCGGUGGAGCGGUGCAACGUGGGGGGUUCGGCGGUGGCCAGAGGCAGCAGCAGCAGCGUCCCGGCGAGACUCCCUCACCCCAGCAGCUCCGUGAGUGGUACUCUCAGCAUGGGGGGUCUGGGGGUGGAGGUACCUGCCCGUACGUCAUCCGCACAGGUGACCGCACUGGCCAGACUUGUGGGAAAUUUCACACGGCGCAACGCUGUUUCUUUCGCCUCGAUGACGCCUGGCGCGAGCAGUUCCCUGACGCCUCUAAGCUGCCCCGCUGGGCUGAUCUGCUUAAGAAGGGGAUUGAUAUCUUUGCUCUUGAUUAUGAUGCUAUCCUUGCUGCUAUGUAUGCAUUGACUAAUAGUGUUGAGGGUGACUGUUACCUGAGUGUACCGCCCGACCCAGGCUGCAGCUCUAGAGUUCUCCCUCCCCUGCCACCCUCACCUGCUCCUCCCUGUCUUCCCUAUGUUGAGGGGCGGCAGCGCGCCGCUCCUCACUCCUCCUCGUUCCCUCCCACAGAGGCUCCCCUGCAGACUCUCCACCUGGACGUGUGGGGCCCCGCCCGCCUCCACCAGCGGUUCCAGUCGGACUUUCCUGUCCUACGUCUGCACUCUGACAGAGGUGGCGAGUUUUCCUCUGACCUCCUGGCAGCCUACUGUGCGGAGCACGGCAUCCGCCAGACGUUCACUCUCCCGCCCUCUCCACAGCAGAAUGGGGUUGCUGAGCGCCGCAUUGGUCUUGUCAUGGAGGUCGCUCGUACCUCCAUGAUCCAUGCGGCUGCCCCCCAUUUCCUAUGGCCAUUUGCAGUGCAGUACGCCUCGCAUCAGCUCAACCUCUGGCCCCGUGUCCUGUCGGUAGACCCCCUCCCUCCCCAGGGUGCUGCUCCCUCAGAUGUUUCCCAGGUAGACCCGGUCGAGCCUGUCGAGGUAGCUGUUGACUCUGGUCCUGCGCGAGGUACUGAGCAUGCUGAGCCUGGUGGUGCUGGGUCUGGGGGAACUGAGACUGGGGGUGCUGAGUCAGGGGGUGCGGAGACUUUGGGUGCUGAGCCUGGAGGUGCUGUGGCUGGGGGUGCUGAGCCUGGGGGUGCUGAGACUGGGGAUGCAAAGACUGGGGGUGCUGAGCCUGGUGGCGCUCCCUCUCUACAGCAGCUGCGUGAGUGGUACUCCCAGCGCUACAGCCUCCGUCGUGGGGCUACUGGAGCUGGGGGGUCUGCUGGAGUCGGGGCUGGUGGCCUCACAGGUGCAGUCCUGCAGCCAGAGCCUCCCUCCCCUCAGCGGCUACGUGAGUGGUACGCUCGGCGAUGCAGCCUCAGGAGUGGAGCUCCUGGUGUUGAGGUACCGCCAGCUGGAGGCCCUGCUGCUGGAGGUACUGCUGGUGCUGGUGCUGCUGGAGGUGCUGCUGGUGCUGCUGGAGGUCCUGGAGGUGCUGCUGGUGCUGCUGGAGGUUCUGGAGUUGCUGGAGGUGCUGCCGGUGCUGGUGGAGGCUCUGGAGCUGCCGGAGGUGCUGCAGGUGCUGGUUCGGUUGGAGGUUCUGGUGCUGUCUCUGCUGCUUCUGGGGGCACUUCACGGCCGCGGCUGUACUUCGUCCGCUCCUUCAGCAGGUUCUUGUCUGACUCUCUUCGUGCUGCCAGUCCUACUGUCACGCGUCUCCUGGCCACUGCUGACACUGACCCUUCCUUUGAGUCUGCUGCUGCGUCUGCCCUAGUUGCUGAGCUUGUUGACUUUGCUGCUCACUAUCGUCUAGACUACGCUGCGAGUCUUGUUGCUGAGUCUGAGUCUGUCUGUCCUCCGUCCGUCGGGGGUGAGUGUGCUCUAGGCACGGACGUCCUUGAGGACAGGCAGGAGGACCUUGAGUAUCUUGCAGCCGCUGCGCCUCAUCUCGUUUCCAUGCUGAUUGCCCCUUUGGGAGACCCGGAUGCUCCAGACAUCUCGACCCCGCGCUCUUACGCUGAGGCGAUCGCGGGUGAGUACUCCUCUCAGUGGCAGUCAGCCAUGGACGCAGAGAUGGCAUCCUGGAAGUCCACUGGCACUUACAUCGACGAGGUUCCUCCUCCUGGGGCGAACAUCGUCAGUGGCAGGUGGAUUUUCAGGGUGAAGCGGCCGCCGGGUUCUCCGCCUGUCUUCAAGGCUCGUUACGUUGCUCGUGGCUUCAGUCAGCGAGAGGGAGUAGACUUCUUUCAGACCUUCUCCCCCACCCCGAAGGUGACCACUCUUCGGGUGCUACUGCACGUUGCUGCUCAGCGUGACUACGAGCUUCACUCUCUUGAUUUCAGCAGAGCUUUCUUGCAGGGUAGCCUGCACGAGGAGAUCUGGCUGCGCCGCCCUCCUGGCUUCACUGGGUCGUUUCCUCCUGGUACCCAGUGGAGCCUCCGGCGGCUGGUCUAUGGUCUGCGACAAGCGCCACGUGAGUGGCACGACACACUGAAGACUACUCUUGCGGCACUUGGGUUCGCGCCCUCUACUGCUGACCUGUCACUGUUUCUGCGCACCGACACUUCGCUGCCGCCGUUCUACAUCCUCGUGUACGUCGACGACUUGGUCUUUGCCACUGUUGACACUGAGGCUCUUGCCCACGUGAAGUCUGAGCUGCAGAAGAGACACACGUGCACAGACCUGGGUGAACUGUGCAGCUACCUUGGCUUGCAGAUCAUCCGCGACAGAGCACGCCGCACCAUCACACUGACUCAGUCACACAUGGUGCAGCAGGUCCUUCAGCGCUUCGGCUUCACCUGGUCCUCAGCACAGGCCACUCCUCUUGCUAUAGCUAGUUGGUUGCCUCAUGUACCUGAUGACUUGCACUCGUCCUGA
Closterium sp. NIES-65 is the source of this 3711-nucleotide messenger RNA. The record is from the annotation of a GenBank genome assembly. NCBI's taxonomy places the organism in Eukaryota, Viridiplantae, Streptophyta, Zygnematophyceae, Desmidiales, Closteriaceae.